AUGCUCUUCAUUAAACUGGUAUCUCAACUCUUUAAGAAGAUAUCUUCCACCACGUCUUCCAGAGAGGCCGCUGGCAUCAUCGACUUACACUCCAAGCAGUGUCCAGCGAGUUACUGUAGGCCAUGCCAUGAUGGUGACCUCAAUACUACCAUAACGACUGAUAUGGACCCAUCUAAAGUGCGGUCGUCUACAAUGUGCGGUUCUACAUACGAAGAGAGCAGCGUCUGUCCAUUCAAUGAAGAAACACACUUUUGUUGUGAAAGCAAAGCUCGCAGAGAAAUAGGUCAUCUUUGUCAGCGGCUAAAGUGUGUUCCUAAUGAGGACGACCAGCAACGCUCUGUACUUUACAACCAGUUGGGCAAUGCAUACUGCGCCCUAAAGGCGUUCGACACAUCAAAAGAGUUCUUCUACAAAAGUCUUCGCAUAGCAAGGUCGAUGCAUGAUUCUGUGGCUGAAGCAUAUGCAUGUGGACGUCUAGCUGAUGUCCUCAGGAAACAACACUCAUUCAGAGAAGGCAUAUAUCACGCUGCUCGCCAUGUAAGCUUGGCCGAAAAGAACCUGGACGAGGAUUGUAAGUCUUACGGUUACUUCACCUUAGCAUCACAAUACUACUUCCGUGCGAAGUACCACCUCCUGGAAUCGGAUUCAUUUGAGGAAGACAAGGAUUUGGACCAUCGACUAGGCACUUUGAAAAUGGAUUUGGGUCUAUCAACAAUAAUAGAGGAUCUCGAGAACGCCGUGAAAUUCUACACAAUGUGCAGUGAGGGCUUCAGUAAGCUCGGACACGAGCGAAAGUUAGCGACUACUUUUUAUUACAUCGCUGAUGCUUAUUUCCUUCUGGGAGAUUGUAAGAAAGCUCUUCAGUAUUUAUUGAAGGCUAUGAAAAUUGGAGAACAAUUUGAUGAUAAUCAUUUAAAGCAACUUAUUUACUCUAAAUUAAGUAGUACUUAUGUACUUUUGUCUGAGUGCCAACUUGCUAGCAAAUUCAGCAGGGAAGCCGUUAAAGCCAGGAUUCGCAUUAAAGAGGAAAACACUUGCUCAUGUGCUGAGAAAGACUGUGGAUUAUCGCAUGAAAAGCUCCAUGAAGUCUGGACGUCAGCGAAGAGAACCGCGGAUAAUCGAUAUGCGAUCACCUAA
Molecule: messenger RNA, 1137 nt
Organism: Ostertagia ostertagi
Lineage: Eukaryota; Metazoa; Nematoda; Chromadorea; Rhabditida; Trichostrongylidae
Source: the annotation of a GenBank genome assembly